Molecule: messenger RNA, 708 nt
Organism: Exserohilum turcica Et28A
Lineage: Eukaryota; Fungi; Ascomycota; Dothideomycetes; Pleosporales; Pleosporaceae
Exons: 1
Source: RefSeq, a predicted model, not a curated record
CCCAUCCGCUAUGGCGUCCUGCUAUUCCCCGGGUUCCAGGCUCUCGACGUCUUCGGCCCCGUCGACGUCUUCAACUCGCUCUCGAUGCUCUACAGCUUCCCCACCAAGCUGACCAUGCUGGCCAAAACAAGCGGAUCCGUAGAAACCUCGCAUCAAAGAGCCGGAAACAUGAUGUACUCGCACCCAGACACGGACGUGUCGCAGAGCAUGAUGGUGAACCGGACGUUUGCCGAGCAGCUGCAGCUUCAAGGCGGUGGCGAGGAAGAAAAAGAAGAAAGCUCGCUCGCCAUCGACGUGCUGAUAGUGCCCGGGGGCGUGGGAACCCGCGGCGACAUGAGUGCCGAGAUAGACUUUGUGCGCGCCAUCUAUCCCCGUCUCAAGGCCAUUCUGUGUGUCUGUACCGGCGCUACGAUUCUCGCGCGUGCAGGCGUGCUCGAUGGCCGUCGCGCUACCACCAACAAGCGUGCGUUUGCGUGGGCUACCAGUACGGGCCCCAAUGUCAAGUGGGUUUCCGAAGCCAGAUGGGUGGUUGAUGGGAAUAUCGUCACGGGUUCAGGCAUCAGUGCGGGCAUCGAUGCGACGUAUGCGUUUGUGGGGCUCAACUAUGGCGAGAAGAUUGCGCAGGAGUUGGCCGAUUGUGCAGAGUAUGUCCGCUGGAUGGAUCCGGAUCAUGACCCGUUUGCAGAGCGGUGGGGUCUUGGUGGUUGA